GCCCCGGUGUCCUGGCAACGCCCGCCGCCGGGUAGAGCGGCACAGACAUGUCGGCGCGGACGCUGCCGCUGCUGUUCCUCAACUUGGGCGGGGAGAUGCUGUACAUCCUGGACCAGCGCCUGCGCGCCCAGAGCAUCCCGGGCGAGAAGGCGCGCAAAGUUAUGAAUGACAUCAUCACAACCAUGUUCAAUAAAAAGUUUAUGGAAGAGCUCUUUAAACCACAGGAACUCUAUUCUAAGAAGGCUCUGAGAACAGUAUAUGACCGGCUGGCUCAUGCUUCAAUCAUGAGGCUGAACCAGGCGAGCAUGGACAAGCUGUAUGAUCUUAUGACUAUGGCUUUCAAAUAUCAAGUUCUACUCUGUCCUCGCCCCAAAGACAUAUUACUUGUCACUUUCAAUCAUCUGGAUGCAAUCAAGGAUUUUAUACAGGACUCCCCUACCAUUCUGAACCAAGUGGAUGAAACAUUUCGACAGUUGAUUGAUAUGUACAGUUGUCUCUCUGCUGGUGAAUUUCAGCUGAUCAGGCAAACUCUCCUUAUUUUUUUUCAGGAUAUGCACAUCAGGGUGUCCAUCUUUCUGAAGGACAAAGUGCAAAACUCGAAUGGUCGUUUUGUGCUGCCAAUCUCGGGUCCUGUUCCAUGGGGGACAGAAGUUCCAGGACUCAUCAGGAUGUUUAAUUGCAAUGGAGAUGAAGUUAAAAGAGUUGAAUUCACCAGUGGUGGGAAUUAUGUUAUUCCACAAAGAGAAGGCUCUUUUGAUCUUUAUGGAGACAGGGUCCUUAAACUGGGCACAAAUAUGUACAGUGCGAGUCGGCCAGUGGAGACUCACAUGUCUGGAGCAUCCAAGAGUUUAACAUCUCACACAAAGGAGAAUGCAGCCCCUAACCCUCUUGCUAAGGAAGAACUGAACUUUUUGGCUAGAUUAAUGGGCGGUCUUGAGAUCAAGAAACCCAGUGGCACUGAGCCAGGAUUCCGAUUAAACCUAUUCACCACAGAUGAGGAGGAAGAACAUGCAGCAUUGACCAGGCCAGAAGAACUGUCUUAUAAAGUUAUCAAUAUACAAGCAACUCAGGACCAAGAGCGGAACAAGGAGCUGGCUCAAAUCAUGGGGGAAUUUGAGGUGACGGAUCAGCCCAGACAGAGCACCAGCAAGGGAGACGAUUUGCUGGCGAUGAUGGACGAGCUGUGAUAUUCCAUCUCCCAAAGGCACAGGCAGGACAUGGAGCUGCCUCUAGUCACGUAGUUUGACACGGCCAAACCCUGCUGCUGUUACAGAUCCCAUCUGUUAGUUUUGGGACUGAUGUGCCUAGGCCCGCAUGUGGCACCAGAAGCAGGCUCUGGGGGCUACUGGUACAUGCUCUGCCACAGGCAGUCUGGUUUUAAAUGUGGCAUUUUACAUAUUUGCUUCCUUCAUCUUCUGUCAAAGCUCUAGGCCAUCCCAUGCCAGGGAUGCAGCUGCCCAGUAGCUGAAACGAAAGUGCGGAGCGGUCCUGUUCUGCCCGUAUCCUCCUCUGCUGGAGACCAGGUUCUGUCCAUGUCCUUUACUGUGAGAAGUGGGAGCUGGUGCAGUGUCUACCAGCCAGUGCCUGGCUCUCAUGGAUGGGGGAAGGAACCACUCCUCCUACAUCCAGCAUCAUUGUCAGAUGUGUGUAUCCAUGUGUCCAGCAUCACACAGAAGACACCUGGGCAGCACACAGAUGAAGCAAGUCACAGGAAGUGCUCUGCUCCAGCCUGGGCAGUGUCCGUGUAGCUCCGUACAUACCAGGGCUACCCCAGGGCCCCCAUGCGAUGUACUGCUGUCCACCUUGGUCCCUGCACAAGCAGCACCUGCAGUAGGGCUCCCUGUGGCUGUUGCGUGCUUCAACCCCCGGCAUCUGCACCCUCUGGCUCCUAGUGCUGUGUCUGAUGGUGACCCCUGCCAUGGGCUCAUGGGGUCGCUCCAGCUGGUGAUCUUUUGCCCUGGAUUACAUUUGUGUAGAGGAUUUAUGAACGUACUUCCUGUACUGUGUUGGCCUUGUAGUGUAGACAAUGCAGUCGUGACUGUUCUAGGUGAUCUGUGCAUUGCGCUCUGUCAUCAUCAGGCACAGAACAGCUCCCUGGUUGGUAACGGCUGCACCAAGUCGUGUCUCGACUUGCCUCUAUGUUUCCAGGGAAAUAUCAUUUCCUUUCCCUGGAAGUUACUGUAUGUACUGUGACCAAGCGCUGGUGUUGGGGGAGGUCUCCUGUGGGGAGGAAUAAAAAGAAAGCUAGGCUUGUGUUUCAGAGUACCACAGAAACCAGAAUAAACUUCAGUGUGUCGGUG
Molecule: messenger RNA, 2300 nt
Organism: Gavialis gangeticus (Gharial)
Lineage: Eukaryota; Metazoa; Chordata; Crocodylia; Gavialidae
Gene: OSCP1
Product: organic solute carrier partner 1
Exons: 10
Coding region: 48-1187 (379 amino acids)
Biological process (GO): transport
Cellular component (GO): plasma membrane; cytoplasm
Source: RefSeq, a predicted model, not a curated record